This is a messenger RNA of Gambusia affinis (western mosquitofish), 2073 nucleotides long. RefSeq names its product tripartite motif-containing protein 16-like. The record is from RefSeq and is a predicted model, not a curated record. Gene Ontology annotation, molecular function: protein binding; zinc ion binding. Bases 278 to 1945 code for a protein of 555 amino acids. The transcript has 2 exons. NCBI's taxonomy places the organism in Eukaryota, Metazoa, Chordata, Actinopteri, Cyprinodontiformes, Poeciliidae.
GGAGAGAGACUGACUUCCGAGCCUUAUGCAGAAGAAGCUGAUUUAAAGCGCGUAACGUAGCACGUAAGACUGACGAGUCAGCAGCACAGUACCGCCACUACUAAAGACUAUGUUUUCUGUUUUCACAGAUUUCCUGCUUCCCUCCCAGCCAGAGACAGUUUGUCAGCGAAUCCAGUGCAGACGCACCUUCAUUGCACAAACUCAUGACAUGUAGAGCAUAGAUCAGGGUGGUCUCAUUUCUCUGAAAGUGAAACUUAAACCGUCUCUGAGAGGAAAAAUGGCACAGGAAGGAGUCCAGCUGGACCGAAAAAAUUUCUCCUGUUCAGUUUGUCUGGAUCUACUGAAGGAUCCGGUGAUGAUUCCCUGUGGACACAGCUACUGCCCGAAGUGUAUCAAAAACUUCUGGGAUGAAAAGAAGAAGAAAGGCGUCUACAGCUGUCCUCAGUGCAGGCAGACCUUCACACCAAGGCCUGUCCUGGUGAAAAACAUCAUGUUGGCAGGAUUAACUGAGCAGCUGAAGCUAACUACACUCGGAGAUUCUCUUACUGAACAGAAUUAUGCUGGACCUGAAGAUGUGGCCUGUGACAUGUGCACAGGAAGGAAACUAAAAGCUGUAAAGUCGUGUUUGAUGUGUUUGGUGUCUUAUUGUGAGAAACACUUGCAGCCUCAUUAUGACAUGGUUCGGCUAAAGAAGCACCAGCUGGUGCAGCCCUCCAAGCAGCUCUAUGACAACAUCUGCUCCCAUCACGAUGAGGUGAUGAAGAUGUUCUGCCGCACCGACCAGCAGACCAUCUGUUACGUCUGCAUGGUGGAUGAACAUAAAGGUCACGACGUUGUUUCGGCUGCAGCAGAGAGGAAGGAGAAGCAGAAAGAUCUGGAGGUGAAGAGAGGAGAAGUCCAACAGACAAUCCAAGAUGGCGAGAGAGACAUGAAGCUCCUUCAGCAGGAAGUGGAUGCCAUUAACGACUGUGCUGAUAAAGCAGUGGAGAACAACGACAGUAUUUUCUCUGAGGUGAUGCGUCUCAUUGAGAGAAGAAGCUGUGAGGUGAAGCAGCAGAUCAGAUCCCAGCAGGAAUCUGAGGUGAGUCGAGUCAGAAAUCUUCAGGAGAAGCUGGAGCAGGAGAUCUCUGAGCUGAAAAGGAAAGACUCUGAGCUGGAGCAGCUCUCACACACAGAGGACCACAACCAGUUUCUGCAGAAAUACCCCUCACUGUCUGCUUUUAGUGAAACCAAACACUCAUACAGCAUCAAUGUUUGUCCUCCGAGGUACUUUGAAGAUGUGACAGCAGCCUUGUCAAAGCUGAGAGAUGAAUUGCAGGACAUCCUGAAGGAGAAAUGGACAAACAUCUCAUUGAAAGUCACUGAGGUGGAUUUUCUACUGUCAGAACCAAGGACCAGAGAUGACUUCCUACAAUAUUCACAGGAAAUCACCUUGGAUCCAAACACAGCUCAGAUGAAUCUCCUACUGUCUGAGGGGAACAGGAAGGUGACCCUUGUGAAGCAAAGUCAGUUAUUUCCCGAUCACCCAGAGCGGUUGUCAGUUAAGUUUCAGAUCCUGAGUAAACAGAGUUUGUCUCAGCGAUGUUACUGGGAGGUGCAGUGGGGAGGACAAGGAGGACAAGGAAGUUAUGUGGCAGUCGCAUACAGGGAUGUCUAUAAAACAAACAGUGUGUUUGGACAAAAUGACAAGUCCUGGUCUUUAUUUUGUUGUCCAAACAAUCAUCAAUUUUGGUACAACAGCAUCCGAACUCCCAUCCCUGGUUCUGAAUUCUCCAGAAUCGGACUUUACCUGGACCAGCCAGCUGGUACUCUGUCGUUCUACAACAUCUCAGAGAACAUGACUCUGAUCCACAGGGUCCAGACCAGCUUCACUCAGCCGCUCUACGCUGGAAUACAACUCUGGUUCAGCAUCGGAGACACAGCCGAGAUCUGUAAACUGAAAUAAUUAUAACUGUAUAAGAAAUUAAUUUAAUGAAGUUAAUCGUUUUGGGGUUUUUUUUUUGUUUGUUUUUGUUUUGCUCUUCUUUGCAUUAAUUUUUCUUUAAAUACCUGCUCAUAAAGGUUUGAAAUUUC